This is a messenger RNA of Zootoca vivipara (common lizard), 2345 nucleotides long. The record is from RefSeq and is a predicted model, not a curated record. NCBI's taxonomy places the organism in Eukaryota, Metazoa, Chordata, Lepidosauria, Squamata, Lacertidae.
AGCCGCUUAGAGGGCUCUCCUCCAAACUCCAUCAUUCAACAAUCCAUUCCAAACAGCUGGCAUGGAUUUCAAAAAUUCUUAUGCAACUCUAGUUAAGGGUGUCCCUUCUUUUGACUUUAGUGGAGGGUUCCAGCCUUGUGAGCUUCUGCUCACAGGAGAUAAAGCUUUCCCUGUCCUUGCGAGUGCAAAUGGGCAAGUGCUAAUUGCUGCAUCCCAGUACGGGGAGGGGCGCAUGGUAGUUGUCUCCCAUGAAGAUGUCCUGAAAACUCCCCAGUUCUUGCCAUUCAUUAGAAAUGUUUUGCAGUGGCUCAAGCCCUCAGUGGCAUCGCAGGUGGGUGUCCAUGCAAGCUUGGAUUCCCUCUCUCAAAUGCUCCUCCGUGAUGGCGUGAAAGUGCAGGCGGGGGCAGCGCUGGGGUCUUCCCUGGGAGUCUACUGCGCAGAUGCCUAUGAGGAGGUGCACGCAGACGACCUUGUGCAGUUUGUGAAGAGCGGCGGGGGCCUGCUUAUCGCAGGGCAGGCCUGGCACUGGGGAAGUCAACAUGGCAUGAAGAACACGCUGCUUGGGUUCCCUGGCAACCGGGUGGCGAGUGUGGCUGGUGUGUACUUCACUGGCAACGUUGGAGGCAAGGGGAUCUUCCCUGUGUCCGCACAAAUGCCGAGGAUUCCACUUAUCACCCAGCAUGGAUUAGAUAUCCAAAGUGAUUUAACAGCUCUUCUCAAUGGAUUGAAAGAAUUCAAGAUACAGGAUGGCGUUCCAUCUGAGCUGCUAAUCCAUGGAGUCUUGGCAUUUCCAGUUGCCAUAGAUGAUGCUCACCAGUCAUUUCUUGCAGCUGCUCACUAUGGGAGGGGACGGGUUAUCGUAAGUGCUCAUGAAAACCUAUUUAGCACACCAUCCAUGAAACCUUUCAUCAUCAAUGCAAUCCGGUGGCUUAGUUCUGGGAAGGGAGGAAAGGUUGGUGUUGGAGAUUAUCUCCAGGACCUUCACUCCAUGCUAGGUCAAGCAAAGAUCACAUCUGAGCUAACAGACCUUAAAGAUGGCCUCAGCGUGUAUUGCUGUACAGCCUACUAUGACACAGAGGUGGAAAAAAUCCAAGAGUUUGUCUCUGAAGGAGGUGGUCUCCUGAUUGGCGGGCAAGCCUGGUCAAGUGCUGAUGAAAAUCCUGGUUCCAGUAUUAUUGCUGAGUUUCCGGGAAACAAAAUACUGGAGAAAUUUGGAAUUGGAAUCCUUGAGAAUCCCAUCAGCUCAUCUGAUAAAAGCUUCCCAGCUAGACAGGCCAGAGAAGUUGCUUUGGCAUAUCACUUCCGGAAAGCGUUCUUUCAAUUCCAGCAACACAUUCAGAACCGUCAAGCUCUGAAGUCGCCAUAUUCCUCAUGGCUUAAGAAGCUAGGACAAGAUUUGGUCACACUGAUAAAGAUACCAGCUGCUGACUCCCCAUCUAUAUUCUCUGUGCAUGAAGAUCUGAUGGAGCUGAUGAAGUCCAGGGGAAUUCCUGAGAUCAGUGCAAGCAACCCCAUCAAAUCCAGUUCAGAGGAGGCAUUUUUUAUCAGGCUGGCUUCAGAGCUCUACAAUGUUUCCCCAGAAUUCCAGAAGCUAGCGCCCAGCCUGAAUCAACAGCUUGGAGCAACUUACCCUAUUUCCCCUCCUCAAACUAUCAGAAUAAAUGGAAAGAAUAAUGGAAAUGAAGCAUGGAGAAGCACGGGCCUCUAUUUCCCCCCAAUGAAAACAGCCAGCUUGCUAUUUCCCUACAAUGCCAUUGGUGCUAAAUUACAGGUGCAGAUUGGUUGUCAUUCGGAUGACAUAAGUGAUGCCGAGGAGCUGAAACGUGCUCCCGUAGUAACAAGGAGGUUUGAAGUGAAGGCUCAGAGGGUGCAAGUCUCCAGCUUGUGGGGUGGCCUCUUAUACAUCAUUGUGCCAGAGAAGUCAUCGGUGGGCCUGAUCUCUGUUACCAUCGAAGGAGCAGUCCAGGCACCUUAUUACAAACAUGGUGAAACCAGCACGUCUGCCUGGCAGAACACUAUCCGCCACUUUCCUGCUCCCUGGGCUGAGCUAGAAACAGCAAACGUUAUUUUGACAGUGCCAGCAGACAAUGUGCGGACUAUGGACAAUCCUGGGAUUCUUCUCACCAUCUGGGACGACAUGAUGAAGGCAGUGGCCAAGUUAGCAUCCGUCCCUGCUGUUUUCCCCAGGCCAGAGAGAAUUGUGGCAGAUGUUCAAAUAUCAGUUGGCAAGUACAAUAUUUACAAAUUCAUACAUUAUGUGGCUGAAAGUGGCAUUUUGCACAAUGCAGCAGUUUUGAGACAAGCAGCCCAGAGGGCACUGGUGUGCUAGAAACUUAAGCUAGCUG